Messenger RNA from Aplosporella prunicola CBS 121167, 1515 nucleotides. RefSeq lists its product as uncharacterized. Gene Ontology annotation, molecular function: pyridoxal phosphate binding. Gene Ontology annotation, biological process: GABA catabolic process. Gene Ontology annotation, cellular component: mitochondrion. The transcript is spliced from 2 exons. NCBI's taxonomy places the organism in Eukaryota, Fungi, Ascomycota, Dothideomycetes, Botryosphaeriales, Aplosporellaceae. Bases 1 to 1515 code for a protein of 504 amino acids. The record is from RefSeq and is a predicted model, not a curated record.
AUGUCGUCUUUCCUCCGCUCCGCCAGUAGGCUGCGGCCCACAGUCUCUAGGGCCGUUGCCCGCCCCAGCUAUGCACCGGCUGUCGCCACGCCCUUCAGCAGACAGUUGGCUUCCAGUACGCAGCCGUUCAUUAAGGAUGAGCCCAGUGCGCCCACGCUCAAGUGCCAGAUUCCUGGUCCGGAAAGCUCAAAGGCUAUCGAGAAGCUCAGCAAGGUCUUUGACACCCGGAGCUUGAACAUGAUGGCCGACUACCGGAACAGCCAUGGAAACUACAUCGCAGACCUGGACGGCAACGUUCUCCUUGACGUCUACGCUCAGAUUGCCUCUAUUCCCGUCGGUUACAACAACGAAGCGCUUCUCCGUGCUGCGUCUUCUCCGGAGAUGGCCAGCGCCAUUAUCAACCGUCCUGCGCUCGGCAACUUCCCUCAACACGACUGGGCAGAGAUUCUUGAGACUGGUAUACUGAAGGUUGCUCCGAAGGGCCUGAACCAAGUCUUCACUGGUCAGUCCGGCUCCGACGCCAACGAGUUGGCGUACAAGGCGGCCUUCAUGUGGAAGAGGCGCAUGGAGCGUGGUGGACCCGAUGUUGAGUUUACGGAGGAGGAGAUGCAAUCUUGUAUGAACAACGCCAAGCCUGGUGCUCCAGAACUCUCCAUUCUUUCUUUCAAGGCUGGCUUCCACGGCCGUCUCUUCGGUUCCUUGUCCACCACCCGCAGCAAACCUAUUCAUAAGCUUGACAUUCCCGCCUUCGACUGGCCCCAGGCGCCCUUCCCUAGCUGCAAGUACCCGCUCGACCAGUACGCCAAGGAGAAUGCGGAGGAGGAGAAGCGUUGCUUGGAGGAGACUGAGCGCCUGCUCACCACCUACCACAACCCUCCUGCUGCCAUCAUCAUCGAGCCCAUUCAGUCUGAGGGUGGUGACAACCAUGCUUCUCCUGCCUUCUUCCGCGGCCUGCGCGAGAUCACCAAGAAGCACAAGGUCCUUAUGAUCGUUGACGAGGUCCAGACCGGUGUUGGUGCGACUGGCAAGUUCUGGGCACACGAGCACUGGAACCUGUCUGAGCCUCCCGACAUGGUGACCUUUUCCAAGAAGGCUCAAACCGCUGGCUACUAUUUCGGCAACGAUGAGCUGCGCCCCAACAAGCCAUACCGCCAAUUUAACACCUGGAUGGGCGACCCCGCUCGCGCCCUCCUCUUCCGCGCCAUCAUCCAAGAGAUUGAGCGCCUCAACCUCGUCGAGAACACUGCCGUCACCGGAGAGUACCUGUACAACGGUGUGGAACGCCUGGCUCAGCAAUACCCCAAGGAAAUCCUCAACCUCCGUGGUAAGGGCCAGGGCACCUUCAUCGCCUGGGACAGCCCGCGUCGGGACGACAUUCUCAAGAAGGCCAAGUCGGUGGGCAUUAACGUCGGUGGCAGCGGUGCGUCGGCGGUCCGGCUGAGGCCGAUGCUCAUCUUCCAGAAGCACCACGCCGACAUUUUCCUGGAGGGACUGGAGAAGAUUCUUAAGAGCUAG